Dipodomys ordii (Ord's kangaroo rat) is the source of this 2481-nucleotide messenger RNA. It is a transcript of the gene Cyb5r5, whose product is annotated as NADH-cytochrome b5 reductase-like. Lineage: Eukaryota; Metazoa; Chordata; Mammalia; Rodentia; Heteromyidae. Bases 58 to 1041 code for a protein of 327 amino acids. The transcript has 6 exons. Gene Ontology annotation, molecular function: oxidoreductase activity. The record is from RefSeq and is a predicted model, not a curated record.
GCAAGACAGAAGAGCUUGUGCCUGUCACAUUACAGAGCACAGACUGCUCUGGGAAAAAUGCCUAUUUGUCUUUCCCAGGCUGCCCCUACCCCACUAACAAUGGAAGAGAGGACGGAGGAUGAUGCUGAGGAAGACUGGCUGCAGCUGCGACCAAUGGAGCCCUUGCCUUCCCAGUGCUGUGGCAGCGGCUGCUCUCCCUGUGUCUUUGACCUGUAUCACCGAGACCUAGCAAGGUGGGAGGCAGCCCGAGCCAGCAAUGACAGGAGCCUACUAAAUGAGAAGCAAUCACAGAGCUGUUCUUCUGAGCUGAGCCCAGAGACCUUCCUGGCCUUCCGCAUCAGUGCCAUGGAGAGACUCCCUGCUGACACCUACCACAUCCGGUUUGCACGGCCUGGGAACAGCCAGCUUGGCCUUCAGCCAGGGCAGCACCUCAUCCUGCGAGGGAUGGUAGAUGACUUAGAAAUUCAGAGAGCCUAUACGCCCAUCAGCCCUGCCAAUGCAGAAGGAUACUUUGACGUUUUAAUCAAGUGCUACAAGACUGGGCUGAUGUCCCGGUAUGUGGAGACCUGGAGAGUAGGAGACACAGCUUUCUGGCGAGGACCUUUUGGAAGCUUCUUCUAUCAACCAAACAAGCAUGGUGAGCUCCUCAUGUUGGCUGCCGGCACGGGCCUGGCCCCCAUGGUACCCAUCCUACAGAGCAUCACAGACAACGCAGACGAUGAGACCUUUGUCACCCUGGUCUGCUGCUUCAAGACCUUUGAGGGCAUCUACCUGAAAACCUUCCUCCAGGAGCAGGCUCAAUUCUGGAAUGUCCAAACCUUCUUUGUACUCAGCCAGGAGAACUCCCCAGAACAGCUUCCCUGGAGUUACCGUGAGAAGACCCGCUUUGGCCACCUGGGCCAGGACCUGGUUGAAGAACUGGUGGGCUGCUGCCGAAAGAAGCCAUUUGCAUUGGUCUGCGGCUCCCCUGAGUUUACUAAGGACAUGGCUGGGUGCUUGCUGGGUGCAGGCCUGACCAAGGACUCCUACUUCCUCUUCUAGGCUAGCCUUGCUGCUGAGUUACCAGGUGACCUUGGACUUCUCUUUCCCACCUGGUUCACAAGGUUGGGUCAUUCCCUCCUGGCAUCUUGCUGUGUGGAGGGAGGAUGGGGUUGCAGGCACCAGCCUGGGGACCAGGAAGGCCUUCUCUAGUAAGCCAGGUCCACUGCACUCACAAGGCAUAGGUGUUGGGUAGAAGAAAUGGGGAGAAGCCUCCCUCAUCCCUCCAAUCAGGGGUCCUGUUAGAGGCUCCUCCCCUCAGCUCAGGUGCUCCCUGAGUAUUUAGGGAAUGACCCCAGGAGCAGCUCAGGACUCUUUGACGAAGCACUUUAACUUCAGUGCCGUGAGUCUGGCAUGCUGAAGGCCUUGGGCUCUAUGACCUGGUCAUGUUUUCAGAGCAAGGACUUGCCCUGGAUUAUCUAUCUAUUGGCCUCAAGCCUUUCCUGCUGCAAACAGCUUCCCUCUCAGUCUCCUUUUCCUGGCUCAGGCUACCAGGCUAGAGUUUUUUUUUUUUUUUCCCCAGCAAAAAAAGAAACAUGGGAGGCAAAAGCCCCUCCCUCUAACAGGCAGUCAGCUCAGCCCAUGCCUUCAGCUCGGUGCCCUGACAACGGUUGCUAUGGAGAUCUAAAGAUAGAGCAGGAGUCUGGAGACCUGGGUCCCUCUCCCAGCUCUGCCCACUGAGUGGCUGCCAAUUCAGGUCCACCCAGCCCCCCACCCUACCUCCUCCAUCCUGCACAGGGCAUGCCCUCUCCAGGGAACCUGGUGCCCCUGGGCAGUGCUCUGCAGUUAAUGAAUUCCGCUUUUCGCAGCCUGGGCCCCAGGGUGCUGCGCCAGCACAGGCAGACUGCAGGCAGUCCCAGACUUGGAAUACUCAGCAGUGGAAUGUUGGAAUCAGAGAGCCGUGAAACCUUAAGAAUGAGACUUUUAUAAUCAUAGAAUUGCUGUCCUCCCAGCAAAGCUGAAAGUCUAGCUUGCCAGAUGGUCCAGAUUCAUUGUCUACAUAGGAGACUGAGGCCCGGUGAGGCUGCAUGACUCACCCAAGGUGGAGCUGUGACAGCACCAGAAGUCGCACUUCAAUCCCAGCUCGGAUCUACACCAUGGACUCCAUCAGGGCUCCACGGGUACUAGGGAUGCUUGCUGGAUGCCAACAGUGAAGGGAUGGCCAGAAGGAUUUCCAUUUCUCCUUCUACCAAGCAGGUGUUUUUAUCCCACUUACAUAGUGAAACUUGGAGUGAUUUUGAUUUGUCCGGAAGGAUUUUCCUGCCCCGCCCAAAAAGCCACAGGAAAACCCUGCCUGUGCCAUGGUCACUAAAGAGUCACAAUGAACUCAGACAGAGAGAGAGAGAACAGGUUUCAAACUGGUAGGGUUUUCAUGUCAGGCUACAGGAUGUAGCCUCCAAGAACCCUACACACAUGGACACAGUAAAUGCUCUGAAAUCAUAA